Molecule: messenger RNA, 2443 nt
Organism: Saccostrea echinata
Lineage: Eukaryota; Metazoa; Mollusca; Bivalvia; Ostreida; Ostreidae
Product: zinc finger protein ZFP2-like
Exons: 4
Coding region: 93-1022 (309 amino acids)
Cellular component (GO): nucleus
Source: RefSeq, a predicted model, not a curated record
AGGCAUGAUGCAUUGAUGGACUGGUGUAUCAAGACAAGUGCAUGUGUUAUUUCAGCUCUAGUACAUAAAGUUUGUUGAGCAGUAAUUAGAUUAUGUCAGCUGAUAUCAAGAUGUGGCCUAAGUCUUGUUCUGAAAAUCAAGUAUCAGAUGAUGUAUCAACUGAAAAGAAACUGAUAAUCAAGAAUUCUGACCCUGCAAAUGAGGAAGAAGAAAAUCAACAGCAGAAAAUGAUAAAGGAGGAACAAAUGGCUUAUUUGAUCACUUCACAUAUUCAAAGUGAUGCUGAAAAGUUAAAAAACUUUACUGCUGACAACAACGAAACGGAGAUUAGUGCCAAUUCAAGCAAAAAGUGUUAUAAAUGUAACAUAUGUGACAAACUAUUAAGCCGUUCAAAUCAUUUGCAGAGACACAUGAGGACACAUACUGGUGAAAAACCUUUCAAAUGUGAUUUGUGUGUGAGAACAUUCGGUGAAAAAUCUCAUUUAAAUAGACACAUGCGUAUACACAUGGAUGAAAAACCUCAUGUAUGUGAUGUGUGUGGAAAGGCUUUCCACCAAUCAGGUCACUUACAGAUACACAGAAGGACACAUACAGGUUAUAACCCCUAUAACUGUAGCGUGUGUGGAAAGGCAUUCAAGCAGUCAGCACACUUAUGGAAUCACAUUAAAAUACAUACGGGUGAUAAACCUUAUGAAUGUGAUGUGUGUAAUAAAGCAUUCUCUGAUUCAAGUACCUUUCGGGUACACAAGAGGACUCAUACAGGUGAUAAACCUUAUAAAUGUGUUGUUUGUGAGAAGGCAUUUUGUUAUACAAAUAACCUAAAGAAACACUUGAGGACACACACAGGUGAUAAACCAUAUAAAUGUGAUGUAUGUGGGAAGACAUUCAACCGAUCAGAUACUUUGAAGAUUCAUGUAAGGACACAUAUGGGUGAUAAACCUUAUAAAUGUGAUGUGUGUGAGAAGGCAUUCAAGCGAUCAGAUCACUUGAAGACACAUAUGAGAUCACAUACGCGCAGGUGAUAAAUCUUAGAGAUUUGUGCGGUGUUUUUUUGGGAGGCAUUCUAUGUUUCAGCUACCCUACAACUACACCCUUGUGGACACAGAGGUGAUAAACCAUAUAUAUGCAAUGUACGUGGGUAGACAUUCAACCAAUCAGGCACCUUACUUAAGACACAUACACACCAUGACGGAUACAGCUGAUAAACCUUAUAAAUGUGGUGUGAGAAUGUGCGUAGUCAGUCAUAAUGAAGACAAAUGCUAUUUAAACACCUUAUGAAAAUGGAGCCUGUGGAAAAGAGGUUCAUCAGACAAGAAAAAAGAGACAUAUUUGCAUUUGAGGAAAACCUUUCUCAUAAGUAGUUUUUCAGUCGAUCUGAACUACAUAGUGUAGAUUGAAAUAUGUUGAGAUUUUGCACAUAAGGCCAUCUUUAAAAAAUUGUUUGUUUGCCCUCUCAUGACCGACUGGCUAAAAAUGGCCUGACUCAAAACUUCUUUUAACCUCUAGGAAACUUUUUUUUUACUAUUUUCCCCAGAAUUUUCUUAUCCUAUCAACAAGCAAGUUGAAUUUUUUUGGGGAAAAAAUUUUGUCACCUGCCUAUCGACCCAAUUUUUUUUUCAUUUUGAGUCGGGAGAGGGCAAAUAAACAUUAUUUUAAAGACGGCCUAAUAUCGCCGGUGAUGAUGUGUGCCUUUAAUUUUUGCAUAAGUUGUCGGCAUUCUCUGUGAGUCCUUCAGUUUGAUUUGGCUUGCAGAGAUCAUGGAUCAUUUCCCUGAAAAUAUGAACAAGCAUUUGUGGAAACUAAACCAAUAAAUACAUGUAUUUGAUUGCUGUUAGUUUCUGUUUCCAUGGUAACGGUCUUCUAAAAUUGAACAAAUUUAAAUUUUCAGGUGUUUUGAUUCUUCAGGUUGGCUUUGUGAAAUGACAAAUAAUGUAAAUGAUCACGUAUGAAGGAACGGUUAAUGUUUUAUAAGUCAAUAAACAUGAUAAGGCUACAUGUAAACUAUAUUGGUCAAUUGUAACAUUAACGAAGUCAUGAGAGUAAAAAAAUGUAAUGUGUAGGUUUAUGCUAUAAAUAGACCAAAAAAAAACAUGUAUCUAAUGUUUCUAAAGAGGAAUCAAUGUAUUGAUUAUUUCCUUCAAAACAUCUUGGUUGCUAUGGUUACAGGGCUUUGUGCUAUGAAUUUGCAAUAAAAAAUAUGAACUGAGCGUAACAAAAGUAAAGAUUAAAAGAAACUUUUAUCUGAUAUAAUUAGACAGAUAUUGAGCAAUAUUCAAGUAAAAGAAAGGUUUUAAAAAAAAUAUUCAUUCCUUACUAGGAUGAUUGUCUAGGACUCAGAAGACCAUGCAGUUUUGCUCUAAGAAAUAAUAUCAUUUCCUCUACGACUUUUAUUUUAAAAUGUACAUUUAACAUGCUCGUUUAUGAAAUACACAUGUAUGUUUAA